Messenger RNA from Drosophila persimilis, 1423 nucleotides. RefSeq names its product acetyl-CoA acetyltransferase (gene Acat2). The transcript has 5 exons. Gene Ontology annotation, molecular function: acetyl-CoA C-acetyltransferase activity. The record is from RefSeq and is a predicted model, not a curated record. Bases 60 to 1238 code for a protein of 392 amino acids. Gene Ontology annotation, biological process: fatty acid beta-oxidation. NCBI's taxonomy places the organism in Eukaryota, Metazoa, Arthropoda, Insecta, Diptera, Drosophilidae.
UUGAGUUUUUUUUUUAAUUAGUUAGACCAUAAACCCUAGGUAUUACGCAUCCAACAGCCAUGUCUGACGUGUACAUUGUGUCCGCAGCCCGCACGCCUAUAGGUAGCUUCUGUGAAACGCUUUCUAAACUGAAAGCCUCCGAUCUGGGCAGCGUGGUCAUCCAGGAAGUGCUCAAGCGGGCGAGUGUGGAGCCCGAAAAUGUCAACGAAGUCAUCAUGGGUCAGGCGCUCACUGCGGGUCAGGGCCAGAACCCCGCUCGUCAGGCCUCUCUCAAGGCGGGCCUCCCCAUUCAAGUGCCAGCCUAUGGCAUCAAUAUGCUCUGUGGUUCAGGUCUCAAAACCGUUGUCCUGGGCUAUCAGUCCAUUCGUUCUGGGGAUGCCAACAUCGUAAUUGCUGGCGGCCAGGAGAGCAUGUCCCUGGCUCCCCAUGUCAUGCAUUUGCGGCAGGGUGUGAAAAUGGGCUCGAGCAGCUUUGUUGAUUCGAUGCUCCAUGACGGGCUCACAGAUGCCAUGGAGAACAUCCACAUGGGCGUCACCGCAGAGAUUCUCGCCGAGAAAUAUAACCUGAGUCGGGAGGCCCAGGACUCGUACGCCGUUCAGUCACAGACACGGGCAGAGGAGGCCCAGCAAAAGGGCUACUUUGACAAGGAGAUUGUCCCCGUGGAGAUCAAGGAUCGAAAGGGCACUCAAAUCUUUAGCAAGGAUGAGUACAUCAAGGCGGGCAGCACUGUCGAGGGCGUGCAGAAGCUGAGGGCCGCCUUCAAGGAGGGCGGCACCGUUACCGCUGGCAAUGCUUCGGGUGUGAAUGAUUCCGCUGCCGCCGUCCUGCUGAUGUCCGGCGAGGAGGUCACCAAAAAGGGUCUGAAACCGCUGGCCAAGAUUGUGGGUUGGACGCAGAGUGGAAUCGAGCCCAGGGUCAUGGGUCUGGGACCGGUUACAGCUGUGGAAGCCUUGUUGACGAAAAUCUCGUGGAAACGCGACGAAGUCGAUCUGUAUGAGCUGAACGAAGCCUUUGCUGCCCAAUCCCUGGCUGUGCUAAAGGAUCUGCAGUUGGAUGCCAGCAAAGUGAAUGUGAACGGAGGUGCGAUUGCUUUGGGCCAUCCGAUUGGUGCCUCGGGUGCCCGUGUCCUUGUCACGCUGCUCUAUGCCUUGGAGCGCACUGGCGGUCGUCGUGGUAUCGCCUCCCUCUGCAUCGGUGGCGGCAUGGGCAUUGCUGUGGCCAUCGAGCGUGUCGUCUAAUCCUGCUCUAUCUCUCUCUCUCUUAGUCAUUCAAUCUAAUUUAUUAUCCGCUGGUGCCUGUUCUCUCAAAUUAAGCAUAGAUUUGCAAUUCUUCUGCUGUAUUCCUCGCUAGGUAUUUUAACCGUACUUACAAUAGAUUUUUUGUGUUUGCCAAAUAAAAUCCAGAAAGAAAUCCAAUUAUAGAA